AUGCUUGAGCGUGAUAGGAAUUAUUCUGCUCCAUCUAGCAGUUCUGCAAGUAGCAAUAAUGAAGGGAAUGAGCAGGAGUCUUUGUCUAUCAGCGAACCAGGUCCAAGUGCGACAGUAGAGCCCAAGUCAGCAAUUGACGUCGCUCUUGAGCUGAUUGCCCAGGAAGAGCUUGAAGCUAUAAACGCGGCCAGAAUGAACCCCGCCUCUACAAAUGCAAAAACGGACUCAGAUAUGCGACCGUCCGUUAAACGAAAAGAAACGCAACGUUCU
Ostertagia ostertagi is the source of this 270-nucleotide messenger RNA. NCBI's taxonomy places the organism in Eukaryota, Metazoa, Nematoda, Chromadorea, Rhabditida, Trichostrongylidae. The record is from the annotation of a GenBank genome assembly.